Molecule: messenger RNA, 1690 nt
Organism: Vicia villosa (hairy vetch)
Lineage: Eukaryota; Viridiplantae; Streptophyta; Magnoliopsida; Fabales; Fabaceae
Product: probable sarcosine oxidase
Exons: 1
Coding region: 258-1433 (391 amino acids)
Molecular function (GO): flavin adenine dinucleotide binding; sarcosine oxidase activity
Source: RefSeq, a predicted model, not a curated record
ACAAUGGCACGCAUGCAUGGCUUACAAAGGUAAGAAAUUUACUACCAAAAACAACAAAUGUAUGUCCUGUAUAAAGGAAAAAGAAAAAUUGCGCGGCAAAAAAGAUUCCACAUUGUCUAUAUAUUGAGAUAGAACUGUCAUUAAAAAACACAAAGCAUAAACACACAUAAGCACAUAAUCAGCAUCACUCACAAACACUAAUUCCCUCAACCCAACUCUUCUUCCUCUUUUGUCCAAAAACCGAUUCCAUCCGUCCAAUGGGAGAUCCUCAAUUCGACCUGAUCAUCAUCGGCGCAGGCGUGAUGGGUAGCUCCACCGCCUACCAAGCAGCCAAACGUGGCCUCAAAACACUCUUGCUUGAACAAUUCGAUUUCCUUCACCUGCGUGGCUCCUCUCACGGCGAAUCCCGCACGAUUCGAUCCACCUAUCCGCAAAGUCAUUACUACCCUCUGGUGGUCGAAUCAUACAAGCUCUGGGAAGAGAUCCAGGCUCAAGUUGGCUACGAUGUUUACUUCAAAGCCCAACACCUUGACAUUGGUCAUCUCGAUGAUCCAUCCUUCCGUGCAGUCAUCGAAAACUGCCGGAAGCAUGGUGUCAACCACCAGCUCCUGAACGCCGAGCAAGUCGCUGCGAAAUUCUCCGGAAAACUCAAUUUACAGGAAGGUUGGUUGGGUCUGUCCACAGAACAUGGUGGCAUGUUAAAGGCCACAAAAGCUACUGCCAUGUUUCAGACACUGGCUCACAAACACGGUGCUGUUCUCAAAGACAAUACAAAGGUUGUAGAUAUCAAAAACAACGGCGGCGAGGUUGUGGUUUUCACCGAGAACGGUGAAAAAUUACGCGGUAAGAAAGUCGUGGUAACUGUGGGAUCAUGGGCUAAUAAGCUGAUUAAGAAAAUCAGAGGUAUUGAUCUACCGAUUCAACCUAUUGAGACUCACCUUUGUUACUGGAGAAUAAAAGAAGGACAUGAAGGUAAAUUCCCAAUUGGUGGCGAUUUUCCGACUUUUGCUAGCUAUGGGAAGAUUUACUACUACGGAACACCAACUUUGGAGUUUCCGGGUUUGCUUAAAGUUGGUGUCCACGGUGGUCGGAAGUGUGACCCCGAUCAGAGACCAUGGGGGCCGGGUGAGAUGAUGAAUGAUUUGAAAAAAUGGAUUGACAGGACAUUCUCUGGAAUGAUUGAUACAAGCGCGCCUGUUGUGAAGCAGGCGUGUAUGUAUUCAAUGACCCCAGAUGAAGAUUUCGUGAUUGAUUUUUUGGGUGGUGAAUUUAAGAAUAAUGUUGUCUUGGGAGUUGGGUUUUCCGGCCAUGGAUUUAAAAUGGCUCCGCUUGUUGGUAAGAUAUUAACCGAGCUGGCGGCCGAUGGGAAGAGUGAUCAGGCUGACUUGAAACAUUACAGAAUCGGAAGAUUCCAAAGGACAUCUAAGAUUUAGGUGUCUUGCGUUGUGAUCUUUGCUGGAAUCUUAUGGUGAGGGUGAAGUUUACGACUAGCAUAAAAUAAUUGGAUCUAAGGGAUGGGAGUUUUCGACUCGAAUCCGAUGGUUUAACUCCGUUGCGUAAUUGUUCAUUUCUCAUUUUUGUUAUCUAGUGUUUGGAAUCUUUUCUAGUAUUGUGAUGAGAGCCUCAACUUGGCUGCUUGAUCCUUGUAAGUCCUAUUAUGAAAUAAAAUUUGUUUGGUUUGUAGGAAAAA